Molecule: messenger RNA, 4265 nt
Organism: Chara braunii
Lineage: Eukaryota; Viridiplantae; Streptophyta; Charophyceae; Charales; Characeae
Source: the annotation of a GenBank genome assembly
GCGGAGUUCAGGAGUCUGAUUUCUGCUGGUUUCGAGACCCCGUUUCGUUGCGUGUGUUCACCAUUCAUCCAGCUGGGCUGGCGAAGUUUAGUCGAGUGAUACAUCUUUCACGAGAGAUGGAUGGGGCAGGGACAGGGGCAGGACCAGGGGCAGGACCGGGGUCACGACCAAGCCCACAAGCCAGCCCAUGGACGUCGAGUUCUGGCUCUGGUCCAGGUUCCGCUCCUGCCCCUCGGGUUUCCCCAGGCUCGGCAGGUUCUGCAAGCCCUACAGGUAGGACAGACACAGGUCAAGCCGUCCCGCCGUGGGCGUUGGGUGCCUCUGCAGGUCCAAGCAUGCGCGGUGCAACAAGUGUUCCAGGUCCCAGCCCCCGUGGCUCAACUGGUGUGCCAGGUCCCAGCCCAUGGGGAACAGCUUCUGCUCCUGGUCCAGGCUCACAAGGCAACAAUGCUGUUCCAGGUCCAAGUCCUCGACGAGGUAAUGCAGCUCUGCCCCCGAGUCCACGGACAGGUACCGCAGUUCCAAGCACAAGCCCACCGCUGCGGACUGCAGGUCCAGCUUCAAGUGUGAGAGCGAACCCAUGGCCAGCUCCGGUUACAGCGGGUGCGCCGGUGACCACAGGCGGGGGAGGGCAGGAGGGAAAAAGACUGGGAGUAGAGGAUCAGAAUGAGGCAUCUGGUAACAGGCAAAUGUCAGGGAGAGGGGUGGGCGGAUGGGAAUCAGGAGGGGGAGGGGGAGGGGGAGGGGGAGGGGGAGGGAGAGCUGGAGGGGUAAGUGUAGAGGGAGUCAGUGCUCGAGGAGGUGUAGGGGGAGGCAGUGCUGGAGGGGCAGGUGUGGGGGGAGGCACAGGGGGUGUAUCGGCGGCAGUCCCCAUGGCAAAUGAAAGGCGGGCGAGGGGAGGACCAGGUUUGGCAGGUGGUCUGGUGCAGGGAGCUGGGUUUCUCCGUUUUUCUGCCUUGGGGCGCCAGCUGGCUCGUAGAACAGUUCCCAGGAGGUUCUUGUCGCUCAUUCAUGUCAUGCCACGACAUCGCUAUAGAUGGAGACCUUCAGAUGUGACAACCAUCGCUCGCACUUUCCGCCAUGGCCGGUAUGGCACUGCACUUGUCUAUGGGCAAUGGCAUGGAAGUGGCGAAGGCCUGAACAGUGGGUCUGGUGGGAAGUUGUUUUGGACCGGGUCAAUAUCUCCAGUCACUGUUAGCAUCGUUAGAACCACAUGGAGCAGGGUCAAACAGCUUGUUGACCACGAGGAGAUGACAUGCGCCUUAUACCGCCAUCUUUUCACACUGAGACCCGAUCUAGAAAGGCUUUUCAAAAGGCCCCAUUUCCUCCAGCAGGGCAUGUUUUCCAAGAUGGUAGAUCGGCUCAUUGCAUCCCUGGAUUCUACUGACAACAUGAACGUUGAUCUGCAGGAGCUGGGGCUGCGGCAUUUGCAGUACAAUGUGCAACCAGAGCAGUUCUUGGCUGUCAAGCAGGCAUUGAUCAUUACUCUGGCGGAGGUACUGCAGCAGGAAUGGACUCACGAGGUGGCUGAUGCGUGGCAGCAGGUGUGGAAUGAGAUCAGUGAGGUCAUGAAGGCUUACAUGUCUGUGGAUCCUCUGGUGCACGCCAUAGCCAAGAAUUCCAUGGACUUGGUUGGCAAGGAACUGGAGAGGACACCUAGGUGCAGGCGUGUGUCCAGAAUUGUCUCACCGCUGCCACACCCUCCCUGCUACAUAUCGCCCCUCCUGCAUGCCAUACUAGAUCGGAGGGUUGGGAUAACACGCCUCCUGAUCAAGGAUAUCCUGGCCAUCCGUGCAGACUCGUCGGGAUACUACUACGGCAUGAGGGAGUUGUUCCUCUGUGAGCCAGACAUCAUCGCCUUGCUGGUGGAGCACGUGCCCGUCGCCAUCUUGGAUGUCUUGGACGGUUGCCGUUGGGAAAGCAACCAUGUUGAGGGAUUGAUCCGCCGGCGACGUCGGGUUAAUUACUACAUAGAAGGCCUAUAUGGGCAACCAGACUUGCCCGCAGUCCUGUCUCCCUUGGCCAGUAUGCUGCAGCUCAAGUCCAACGCGGCCUUCUCCCACCCCACCAUGAGAGUCCUGGUGUUCCAGAAGUGGAAGCACUUCGGGAGGAAGAUGUUCGCCUUAGAACAGGGUCUUUUGGUCCUCAAAGUUGCCGCAUUUUUGCCGGCGUACAUCUUCUAUCCGCGGAAAAAGGCUGUGGUAGCCCUGAGGUGCAUUCUUUGGAACUGGUCGGUGUGGGAUCUGGUUUCAGACCCAACAAAGCUAGGGUUUUUCAAAAUCAACAUGUUCGAGGAUGCCUGGCCUCCAGACACUCGCCAACAACUGCUGGCCAUAGCCAAGUUGGCCCUGGAGGCGGUAUGGGACACGGUGCUGCCCAAUGGAUUAACUAUAGCUCUGAUUCCAUUUGAAGUGAACUGGAACAAGAGAGGUGCCACACCAGAGCGCAUCAUCAGCUCCAUCACAAUCCUCCUGCACUGGACUCGUCUCCUCCGACUCUUCCUCCUCUCCACAGAGCUGCAUGCCUUCACCUUCACCAUCUUCCAAAUGUUGUUCCGCCUCAUCAAGUUCUUUGCCUUCUUUGUCUUGAUUUGGUUUGGCUUCUCCAUUGCCUUCUACAACCUGCUUAAGGACGAGCCUGAAUUCUCCUCCCUCCCAGUAUCCGCUGCCACUCUCUUCGCCAAUCUCUUCAGCUUGGAGGGCUACCCGUACAUUGUCAAGGCUCAAAGUGGACGGGCUGUUAAUGUCACAGUUGUUUGCUUAUGGUUUAUCUACCUUGCCCUCUGCCACCUCAUCUUGCUCAGUCUUCUCAUUGGUCAGAUGACGGCAUCCUACAAGGCUGUCAGCCAGGAGUCGUAUGCUUUGAGUACACGGAAAUUGGCUGCUGACAUGGUGAUCCUUGAGUCUGGAAUGAAUGAAGACGAGAAGAGGAAGAUCUGGGAAAACCUCAAGUUUGAUGCUCCACUGGAAUUUGAUGUCCAAGAUUUUGGCCCCGCUGGGGGAAUUCAGGUGCUGGAGGAGGACGGUGAACACCCUCCUCCUCUUCAUCCAAGGCCCACUGCUGUAGAGGUAGAGGAUCGGGACCGUGAUCGCAUCAUGCGCUAUGGGGGAAGUCCACAUCCUGACCUCCCUUGGCCCACGGAUGACCAAGAUGAAGCUCUGUUCAAGAGGAUGAGGAGGAAGGUCACGUCACCACCUUCGCCAGGUGGAGAUGCAGCUGCCAGAGAGUCAGGAGGAUCGCUCAGUCACUAUCCCACCCAGUUCUCUCACCCUACUGCUGUAACUGCUCCUGUUACUCCUGGUCGGCGUGCCCCUGCGGAACUGCAGCUUCCUACUCCAAGGCAGCGCAAUUCAUCUCUGCUUGGUAAAGUGUUUUCUCGGCGACCUCAUUCAGGUGAGACUGUGAUGACCAAGGCCACAACGGCCAACAGCGAAAAGAACGAGUAUGAGGCAGGUGCAUCAAGUAUGGAGGACGACAUGUGGUCUCUGAGCUCUCCCGUGGAGCUCCUGCCAUCUGCUCUCUUAGGAGCAACACGCGGAACCCCUCUAGACCCUGUGAAACGGAAAUGGCUCAGACUGUUGCGCUCGUGGGUGGAAUCCCAAGGCCAGUCACAACAACAUCCAGCAACCCUGGAAGGCUCAGCGAAUCCGUCAGCCUCCCCACCGGCUGUAUCACAAGCAGAACCAGCAGCCACCGUACCAGCAGUCCCACCAGUAGUAUCACCACCAGUUCCCGCAGUGGUCACUUCCGGAGUCCCAGCGGCAUCAGGUGCACCGGGGGGCAUCAGCUCACAGGGAGUAGGGACGGCAGCAGCAGCAGCAGCAGCAGCAGCGACAACAUCAAGACCACGACCGAGACCUAUGCUGUCACCCAUCAAACCACCUUCCACUUUGCAGCCUUCUGUACCCGUCAUGAUCUCUCAGUCUCAACUUGCACGCCACAACACAUCAUCCGAUGCUUGGAUUGCCAUCAGGGGCCGUGUGUAUGACAUCACAACCUUCAUCCCGGAACAUCCAGGGGGCAAGAUCAUUCUCUCAAGCCUUGGAAUGGAUGCCACCCAGCCCUUUGAAGCCGUUGGCCACAGCCCAUUCGCUGAGUCUAUUCUCGAAGAUUACUUGAUUGGAGAGCUUGUAGUAGAAAGGAGGGAUAUGUAGCAUAGGAUCUGAGUGCUUCGCCGUGGAGCGCAUCGCCUCCCUCUUCGGAGGUAGCCCUCCCAGUCGUGUCAUGCAGGAGUGUGAGCAUGACAUUGCUGGGUGCUUUCCGAC